This is a messenger RNA of Strongylus vulgaris, 300 nucleotides long. The record is from the annotation of a GenBank genome assembly. NCBI's taxonomy places the organism in Eukaryota, Metazoa, Nematoda, Chromadorea, Rhabditida, Strongylidae.
AUGUUGAAGUUCUCAAACCUUCGUUUUACGGACGACAUUGUUCUCUUCUCGAAAAGUAUCACUGAAGCGGAGACGAUGUUGAAGGAACUAGGAAGUAGGGAAGCGGAUAGGACUGCGAAUCAACCGGAAGAAGACUCAGUUCAUGAAGAAUGCCUUUUGCGAGACGUAGGGAAGCGGAUAGGAUUUCGAAUCAACCGGAAGAGGACUCAGUUCAUGAAAAACGCUUUUUGCGAGGAUCAGGAGAUGGAAUUAGAAGGCCCAGUCGCGCGUCUUCUUACGUAUAUCUCGGGCGUUCAGUGA